Molecule: messenger RNA, 11195 nt
Organism: Phyllotreta striolata
Lineage: Eukaryota; Metazoa; Arthropoda; Insecta; Coleoptera; Chrysomelidae
Source: the annotation of a GenBank genome assembly
GCACUCUCUGAAUAACACUUGUGUUACGUUUGGUAGUGUACGUUAUGUAAUAAUAUAAUUCCUUGCAUAUUUAUAAUUAUUAAUAAUAAUUCCCACUACUAUUGUCUGUAUUCAAUCAAUAGUAAUAAUAUACGGAUUAUUUCAAGUUUAUUCGGGUUCCGUUCUUGUGGUAAAAUCUAGGUUCGCUUAACUUUAAAUAACAUCGCAUUCUUACUAUUUAUUCUAUUUAAUGUCUUUUUAAAAGAAAAAAAAAUUAGUGCAAUCCUUUUAAAUAUUUGUUUCUGAAAUACUCGUCAUUCUGCUCAUUGUAAAAUACUCAUUAUCGUACCAUUAAACAAAUUUAGUGGAUAUCAAACUUCGAUUUCUCUUAUCUACUACUAGCAUCCGAAAUAAACGAUUAUACAUAAGGGUAACACCUACCCUAGGAAGACGAAAGAAACAAAAUAAAAUAAGAAAAACAAGACAAACGUCAUUUUUUGAAUAAAAAAAACGUAAAGAAUAAUCAACAGAACACCAACUAAUUUAAGUGUACAGGCUAAGUUCAUUAUAUAAAUAUAUACAUACGUACGUAUAGGCGAGUUUUUCAACCGAUCAAAAAUUCCCACGUUUAAUUUGAAUCUGACUAAAAACGACAAAGCAAUCAUGAUGUCGAACGGCUUGGACUCCGGCGUGGGACAGCAGAACGGCAGCAGCGCCAACAGCGUCGGGGGCGGUCAGGAAGAGUCCAAGACUAAUCUAAUCGUCAACUACUUACCUCAGACCAUGACCCAGGAGGAGAUCCGGUCGCUCUUCUCCAGCAUCGGCGAAGUCGAGAGCUGCAAGCUCAUCAGGGACAAAGUCACAGCAAGCUGGCAAAACUCACCAGAUAUGACGGAUUCAGAAGUUCCCGGGGUUAUGACUAGUCCAUUGCUUACAGGGCAAUCCUUGGGCUAUGGAUUCGUGAAUUAUCACCGACCGGAAGAUGCCGAGAAAGCCAUCAACACACUGAACGGACUGAGGCUGCAAAAUAAAACGAUAAAGGUUUCCUUCGCCAGGCCGAGCUCGGAGGCGAUCAAAGGCGCGAAUUUGUACGUAUCAGGAUUGCCGAAGAAUAUGACGCAGCAGGAUUUAGAGACGCUGUUCAGCCCGUUCGGUAGGAUAAUAACGUCGCGUAUCCUGUGCGAUAAUAUCACCGUACGUCAAUUUGUCUCGGGGGCCGGAGAAAAUUUGCCUGGCCUGUCGAAGGGAGUCGGCUUCAUCCGGUUCGACCAACGCCUCGAGGCCGAGAGGGCCAUACAGGAGCUGAACGGCACCGUGCCCAAGGGCUCCUCCGAACCCAUAACCGUCAAAUUCGCGAACAAUCCCAGCAAUAAUAACAAGUCGAUUCCACCGCUGGCAGCUUACCUCACGCCGCAGGCGACGCGCCGAUUCGCCGGCCCGAUUCAUCACCCCACAGGCCGAUUCAGGUAUUCUCCGCUGGCUGGAGACCUGCUGGCCAAUUCGAUGCUGCCGGGCAACGCGAUGAACGGCUCCGGCUGGUGCAUAUUCGUGUACAACCUGGCGCCCGAGACCGAGGAGAACGUUCUGUGGCAGCUGUUCGGUCCGUUCGGUGCUGUGCAAAGUGUUAAGGUGAUCCGCGACCUUCAGACCAACAAAUGCAAAGGUUUUGGUUUCGUGACGAUGACCAACUACGACGAGGCCGUCGUCGCCAUCCAGUCGCUAAACGGGUACACGCUUGGCAACCGCGUGCUGCAGGUCAGCUUUAAAACGAACAAGAGCAAAACCACCUAGAGCGAAGCGAAACCGUAAGACACCGGUCCCGGGCCGCGUCCGGUGCACGCCGUUUUGUAGCCUCUUUCCUUCUAUUUAUUUAUUUAUUUCUAUUCUAUUCUAUUUAUUGUUCGCGGUCUCUACGGAUUCUUCGAUAGGCAAAUUGUAUAAUGAGAAAGAAGGGUUGGCGAACGGCGUGCAAUGGACUCGGAGGUGGCCCUGCCAGCCAGAAGCGCACCUCCCUCUCUAAUUUUAUAUAUUAAAUACUACGAUAGUACUUAAAAAUACGAAGCUAGUCAGAAGUGCAUUCGCGUUUCCUAUAGCAAACAUUUAUAUAGUCUGAUGUUUUUUGUAUUAGUCAUUUGUAAUAAUUGUGCCAUCGCGAUUUGCCGUUUUGUUUUUUGCAUUUUUUUUUCUUCUUUUUCUUUUCGAAUCUGAUUUUAUAUGGACGUUUUCCUGGAAUAAUAAGUUUGUUGGAUUUUUUUGAACGAUUGACUGAGAAAUAUCGCAAAAGUAUCUCGAACGGAUGGGAAGAUAAAGGAAAAGAAAAUGCCGAAAAGAAAACGGGUGAAAAGGCGUUUUCUAUAUAUUAUUAUUUUUUGAUAGAAAUAUGAACCAAAGAUUCAUAAUUCUAUUGAUGUUUAUCAGAUAAUAUUUAUAUUAUGUCGUAAAGUUAAGUUCAUUUCAUGUAUUUAUAAGUAGAAAAUUUAUGUAUUUGUACGUAGAAUUAUUGUGUAUUUGUUUUAAAUUCAGACUAGUCUUCACAACGGCAAAUUGCAUAGAAACUGCAUAGAAACUAUUAUGUGCUGAUGAUGUACGUGUCGUUGUGUUUCUCAUUAAUUUGCGUUGUUUAGGAAUCGAAGGCGGCAAGGGCGCCAUCCUAUACUGUCUUGUGAUAGUGUUAUUUUACUAAGUAGAUGAUUGCUAAGCAGACUGAUCGUGACUAACGAUUACGCAAAAUGGUGAUCGCCCUCGCUGCUCGAUAUUCCAGAAUUAUCUCUCAUUUUGUGUGUUGUGUUUAGUUUUUUAGUUUCAUUUUCUUUUCUCGAAUUUUGUGGGCUUUUCUUUCAUUUUGAGUGGUUUUGCUUGAAACGCCUUCACUUUUACAAUGCCUGGCGAGACCACAACUAUAAUUUAUUUAUUUAUUUCAUUCGUAUAGAGUUUUAAUUUUCUUUUUCCUUUUUUUUAGUUUUUAGUUUUUUUUUUAUUUUGGAAUUCUAUUUUUAUUUAUUUCUCAGAGUCUAACAGCUCCUAUCCAGAAUUAUCUUUCAGUUGUUACCUAAUUUAUGAUUUUUUCGUUUGUUAUAAUUUAUAAAACUAUUUAUUUUAAUUUAAUGUUUAAUACAAAUUAAAAUUUAUUUAUGAUUUUACUCUUAUUUACAAUUUUUUCUUUUCCUUUUACUUGCUGUGGUGUCUUGCAGUGUUUGCGAACGUUUACUCUUUCGAGUUUUUGCACAAAAAGCGGCAUGAGAAUUUUAAAUUUAAAAAUCUCGAAUAUUUUUCGACGUAACCCAAAAGAACUUUUUCUCUCUAACUAAUCAAAAGCAUUUUCCCCACUUUAUUUUUAUAUUAUAUUACUCGUUCUUGACGAUUGGAUUGAUAUGAUUGAAUAUUUUGGAAGCUAAAAAUUCCUAUAUCUCGGAGGCAGACUGACUACUUAAAAUUAUAUCAUCGGGAAUAUGAAUUUUAUUUGUCAUUGUCUGAGGAUAUUUCUAGUCCUAUACCGCGUCUUGAUAAAAAAAUAUAUACGUAUGUAUAUAUUGGCCACGUGGUAAUGGGAAUUUGGAAAUUGGCGAAUGACUUUUACAAACAGUGGCCAAAAUGGAAAUAGUGUAUAUUAACGAUAAUCGUUUCGAAUUCCAAUUAAUUCGUGGCAUUUAUAUAUGUAUCUAGUAUCUUGUUAAUGGAAGGAUUUAAAUUAACAAAAAAAAAGUAUAAGAAACAAGCGUACCUAACGCACACCCGCCACACACAGUGCAGAUUGUGAAUUGUACAUAAAAUUAAAAAUUGUAAGAAAUAGGAAAAUAAAUACAAUUUUUUAGGGAAAUUUUGAUAGCUCUAAAGGUGGCGGUGCUAUUCUACGUUUUAAUAAGAUUAUGACAUAAGCAACAGCACUUUCACCUUCAAUUUUUACCCGUCAACCAAAUAUACAAUAGAAUUAAACAUUCUACUAAGUAGAACGUUCGUUGCCCUCUCAAAUUGUAAUAUAAACCUUUAAAAAUAGUAGUACAUAUACACAUUACGUGCGUGUUUAUCGAAACAAUGAUGUCCAUAUAAAUUAUAGUAAAGGCGUUUAUCAUUAAACUAAAUUUCGUAUUUGUAUAUACGCAAAUAUCCCACUAGUGGAUGAUAAUCUUGUAAUACGUUUAUGUUCUUUUUGAGUACCUGAAUAUUUGUUCCAACAUGCGAUAUGCUAUUGGAUUUCGCGCACAAAACUCAUUUUUUAAAUAUGAUAUAAUAUAACUUCACUUUUGAGAUUAUAAAUAUACCUAAGUAGAUUUAAACCGUCCGAUAAAAUAUUAACUUGCAAUUGAAAACGAAUAUGUUGGAACAAAAGUACACGACUUCAAUUGAAUGAACGAUUGGGGAUUAUACUCUCGUACACUCAAAAAGAAAUACAUAUGAACCAACGUUGCCUGAUUUAUUUGAAAAUAACAAAAAAAAACAAAUGGUUAUUUAGAAUUACGCAAUAAUAUACGGGUUACUGUUGAGAUUAUAAGAAAUAUCAACAGAUUCAUACACACACAUCCAAAUUAAGCACGUUUAAUGUAUAUACAAGGCGUUCGGGGGGCUAAUUUCGAAAUUACACGAAUCCACAUUAACGCGAAUUGACAUCGCGAACGCCCGGUAUAAUUUUCAAUUUUUUAUACAUUUAACAAGAAAUUUUUGGGAUUUCUGAUGUAUUUGUAUGAACCUAAACGAGUCUUCCUCGUUUUCAGUUCAGGUUUAGAUUAUAAAAAAAAUAUGGUAUAUACGUAUAAACUGUUGACAUUUUAUAUGCAUUCCGGAAUCUUUAAAAGAACCAGGAAUUGUUCCUAGUGUGAUAAAAUAAUUAUCUACGAAACUUUAUGACUAUGUAUGUAAUUGCAUUGUUUAAUUCUAUUGUGUCAUCAUUUUAAAUGUUAUCAAAAUCGAGCAGUAGGUAUCUCCGCGUGUGAUUCUCUGUAAGAAAAAGCUGUGAUCUUAAAUUAAUUUGAAGGUAAAAAUGUUCUAUGUAGGUUAGAUUUACGAAGAAAGCGAGAAGUGUGUACUCGAAUACAGCUAAUCGGACAUAUCGAGAGAGCUAAAUGAUAAUUUAUUAUAUUACUGAUUCGCCUGAAUCGAGCUUUACAAACUUUAAAGCUCGCGCGUCUCGGGCUCUCUUAUGGAGGGAAUACAAAUCACCUUUUAUACACCUCAUUUUAACCCAACCGUAAAAAUGACAUAAUAUGCUUUAUUACUAAAAAUAAACAUUACCACCCUCGAUACAUCUACGUUUGCACGUUGAAUGUUCUCCAUAGAUUGGGUUAAAAUGUUUAAUAAUCGAAACGUGCCAUUUUUCAUUUAAACUAUUCAAUUGAAACGACACAAUUAUCGCACAAAUCGUUGAUAUUGCUUACAGUACAACAGAUAUAGCUAGGUACGCUUGAUACUCUCGCGUUGCUAACUAUACCUGCCGCUCUGUACAUUUCCGUGUAUCGUCUAAAAGCUCAAAAACGAUUCAAUGCAGACAUUCACAAAUCUGUUGAUAAAACAAAAUGGUAUGUUUCUAAUUAUGGUAAAAAAGCAAUUUAAAAUUAUCCUUGGACAAAUGUCGGUUUACAUAGCCUGCUAUGUAGCCGUCGAUGUCGUGCAAUGCGCAAUUGCGUACGCCGUACGGGUCAAUAAUGUACAAUCUUAACAUUUUUUAUGUGAGUAAUAGUAUUCUCAGCACAAAAAAGAUAACCUAGCGAUAUAGGUGAUGUUAUUGGUUAAUCAGGCCUAAAUUGAAACUUGUGUAGACUAAUACCAUUUACAGAACAACGAUAUUAUUCAAAUGAUAUAUAUAUUAUAUAACUGUCAAUACUUAUUUACCAGUCUUAGCUUCUAUUUAACUUAGCAUUUUUCUACUAUAUAUAUUAUAUAUAAUGCAUGUAUACUAUAUACAUACUACCUGAUUUCAAGAGCAUUCCUUAGGAAUUUCCACUCUUAAUUAUUACUUAACAUACUAACAUUAUUAGGUACUCUUUGUUUUUUACAUUACCAAAAGUACUUAGAUAUAAUUUAAAUCACAAUUAAUUUGGUGUUGUCAACAGACAAGCUCUUGAGUAAAAGCACAUUUAGCGUAAAUGUUGAUCUUUUAAUUUGAAUUUUGGCAACUAAUUAAUAAGAUUUUACGAAGAAUUAUUUUGAAAAAGGACACCGAAAUAAAUUACCAAGGUGUCCUAAUAGAAAAAAUGAUGGUCCAAAUGCGUGUAAUUAUUGGAUGUACGUAUUUAAAAGUAUAUAACAUAAUCGACUUACCUAAUCAUGAAAAGAUCUCGUCUUUCCAGGAUACAAUCACAAUUUUUAUAAAAGUACUAUGUAUUUAUAAAUUUAGUAAAUUGUUUAUUUCAAUUCCCAAGAAAUGCGAAAUUUGCAAAUCACGUGCAUAGUUUUAUUCCAAUUGUUCGUUCACCAUAUCGAUUUCUAAAGAAAGAAAAAAAAAUUAACUAGAUAUAAGUCGAAAUAAGUAAGUUCCUUAAAAGAUGAGUAUAAGGAAAAGCUGUAACGGUUUUAAAAAUGUUAUUUUACGAAACUCGUCACUAAAAAUUUUUUAAAGUUCAAACAAAAUUAUUUAUUAUUACCUAUUAGUUCCGACACUUAUUGAGUACCUGCCAUGAAUAUACAUCAACUGUAAAAAUAUGUAAAAUUUCUUAACGUAGGGCUAAAAUUAAUGGAUUAAUAUAUAGAUUUGCGUUUUGAAAAUCCUUGCGAACAGAUGCAUUAAUAGCGUAUCGAAGACUGAAGUAGAAAAAAAAUUAUACAAAAUAAUAAAUAGUAGUGACGAAUAUCUGAAUGGUGCAAUAUAUAAAAAUAAUUUCAACUGUUCCAAGGGUUAUGGUGCUAUGUAGUUAUCUAGAAUGGAUGUUAAGUCUUCCGAACACUCACAAGUUGUUGAGCUUCUGAGAGUUACAUUGUCGACAACAAACACACCGUGUACUUAAUAAAUGUACUAUUUCGUUGUUUGAUGUAUAUAAUUAAAAAAAAUUAAAUUAAAAAAGAAAAAAGUAAAUAAAACGCGGUAAAAAAAAUUGAAGAAUCGAAAAGUCUACAAUCUUAGAUAUCUUUUUGAUUGUACUUUAAAAAAUAUUGCAGAGGGACUUUGAUAUUGUACACACGUUAUAUCGCGCAAAAAAUUUACAGCUUUUCUUUCAAUAAGUUUAAUUAAAGUGAAAUAACAUAAAAGUGAGAAAACGAGUUUUCAAUUUUAGGAAAUAAUUGCGUACUUUUAGGUAUACACAUUGUUAAAACAAUCCGACGAAAGAUUAUAAAAAUAAUAUAAUAUACGAUUUCGUUUAAUUUCCAUAUUUUCAAUUUAAAAUCUACAAAAAGAGUUCCUAAAAAAAUCCUACCUGAAAUUCUAGGUAGGUCAUAAAUUUACAACAAAUCACAAAACAUUAUAUUAUUUAACUAGUUAUUCAACUUAUGAGAUAUCACGAUAAGAUUUUAAUAUUAAUUAGAUGUUGAUAGAAUUAUCAACCAAUGAAUUUAACCCAAAAAUAAUACUCACACAUGUUUAUACAGGGUGAAUCAAUAAUAAAGUGGCACUUGAACUAUUUAAAAGUUUAACGUGAUAUCCUGUAGAGUUCCGACAAAUUAAAAACAUUUUAACAAUUAAUGCACAAGAGUCAUUUGUCGACAUUUCUCACUGCGUUUUGAGACAUUAUUUUGUUUCGGAUGAUACAUGAUGAAAAAAACCAUUUAGAAAUGUGUGAAUGUAUUUGAAAAUUUUUGUAAAUAAGACUUUCAACGGUUAAUUACGAUUAAAAUUCGAAUAGAAACGAGUGAAGGAAAUUUGUAAAUAGAGAUCUACACGAACCAGGGAAUAUAUGUUUUACCUGGAUAUACGCAAUUUUUUAUUCAAUAAAAACUCAAGAUUUUUAUCAAAUAGGUAUAUCAUACACACAACGGUGGGCAUUGGGGAAUAAACACUAUAUAUACAUACACAAUUUUUUUUCAUUGCGAAGUCAUUAAACAUACAAAGUGUAAUUAACUGGAAUAAAAGUCGCGUAGGAUCGAAAAAUUUCGAUUUUUCGUUUCCAUCCAGUUCCACAGUUAAAUUACACAUAGCGAAUCCUGUAAAUUGCAAUAUCGCAUAUAAGUAUGUGUCGUAUCCUACCUAAGUACAUAAGGAUUUACUCUUUGUGUGUUGUAGAUCUUCUAGAAUAAGUGUAACAUAAUACAUUACAUAUUCUCCAAUUGGUUAUUUUCUCUAAAUGUGUAGCUGUUAUAUCGAGAAAGGGUUCUAACAUAUUAUUAUUUUUUUGUAUGUUAGUAUUCGAAUCUCACGGUCGGGUCAGUGAAACUGACGAUUCGCCCCGAUUCAACGGAACGGGGCACAUAGCUCAAACUUUGUUGUGACGAGAUGCAUUCCAUUAUUUAAAAAAUAAAUGAAAAAAAAAGAAAAAGAAAGCCGAUUGAUAUAUUAUAUAUUAUAUACUCACGCCUAUUAUUAUAUUCUAUCUGUUUUGAUAAAAUUGUGGUUAUUAUUAUCUACAAAUAAAAAUCGAGUGCAAAAGUUAUUAUGUACAGAGGUUAAAAGAAACUAUUGAGAAAAAGAAAAAAUGCAGUACCUCAUAACUGUAAUUCAUGCAAUAACUUAUUAUAAGAAAGUUUAAUUACAAUAUACUUUAGCUUUUAGUAGUUGAUAAGAAAAGCGAGGUAUGUAUGUAUGAUCUCUUUUGCCGUGUGACGGCCGGUAGACCCGUCGGGGCGGCUCUAAGGGUCGUCUUCCUCCUCGGACCUCUUCGACUAAAGCGUUUCGAAACGUGUGUUCAAAAGCACUAAUCCAAUCUCGAAUAAUUUACCUCAAUAUUUAACACAUACUGCCACAUUAGGAUCUCAUUCGACUCGCCCUAAAUUCUUUUAAAUGGUACUCGGUUUCUGUUAGGAUUUCGUACCUCUAUAGAAGAGCGCCGCAAUUCCGGUAGUUGUGGAGCUCUUCUUCGUCUUUUAGGGUUGUGGAAUUUAUAUUUGGUUUAAAUUUAACCACACGUGCGGAGUGAAUUAACCGCGAAGAGUUUUUUCCUCACGACUCGAAAACAAUCAAGUUGAAUAGUUCAUUUGUACUAGAUUUAUUAGGGAAAUAUAUUAAAAUUUUUCUGUUUCGAGAGUUGUGAUGGAAAAAAAUCUGGUUUAGUUAACUCACCCUGAUUUCAACGUUUAACGAAGGUACCAUAAUUGCUGGCUAAGUUCGUUUAAAAACAAUUAAUUGUCCCAAUUUGAGUGAACGUUAAUUAAAUUGAUUAAUUGAAAAGAUGUCUCAUUUCGAAAUGAUAUAGAAGAAAAAUAAUAAUAAAUACGUUGCAGAAAUAUCUGAAGUGAUUAACUAUAAGCAAUCAAACUCAUCAUAAAUUUGCCUUAUAUCGAAAACACCACAAAACAAUAAUAGUGAGAUUCUUUAACGAAACCUUUGAAAGAUUUUGCAUUCACCUCGUGUCGUUCAAACGAAAACCUUUCGUAAUAGCUGAUUAAAUGUACGCAAUAAAUUCGUCGUCUUUCCACAAACUAUGUAUAUAAGUAUAUACAUAUGUGCUUGAUAAUUUCAGGUUACUUUCGUUUUUGGAUCAGCUUCGAAACUCACGGUUUCUCGGGAUCAAUUAAAUGACAAAGUAGUAAUUUGGACCUUAAACCUGAAAUUGUCAUAUUCCUCAUGGAUUAAUCGGUGUUUUUAACUAUGGUUUCAUGAAAUUUUGGUGUCGUAAAUAUUAUAGUUAAUAAAACCAGUGGCCUUUUCAGGUUUCAUAUAUAGAAUAUAUACAUAUAUUAUAUAUAAAGUGUAUGUAAUAUUGGUGUUAGAUGUUUUAGAUACGGUCGUAACGGUUGAUUAAGUAAUAUUAAAAACAAAAAAAUCGAGAGAUUGGAUUCGUGCUGCAAUAUAUAGGAAAAAAAAACCGAAGCGUCGAAUAUUUAUAUAUACAUAUAUUAUAUAUGAAAAAAUAGCUUAUAUUACACGAGGAGGAGUCAGAUGACAUAUCAAUCGAAAACAUCGAGUUCAAGACCUAGCCAGGCGUCUUGACCGGUGGACCACAUAACCCCGCUGUAAGUCGUUGAAACCAUUCCCGAAACCUUUAUGCGAUAAAUAAGCAUCCGCUCCGGACUCCAUCCCAUACAUACGCCUUUAGAUAUACAUUAUAUGUACGUAAAAUUUACACAGACCGAAUAAUUGAGUUGAAUUUAUUUUACUUAAAAACCCGCUUGAUUAGCAAAACGUCGAACGUACGAUUCGAUUCGAGUAUUUUUGAUAUAAUCCCUAAAGAAAAAUCUAGCGAAAUAGCUAAAGGGAUGUAAAGGAUGAGGGCGAGGAGCGCAGGUUUCGGCGUGGAAUAGACGACUAUACGUAAAAUACAUAGAAGGAACUGGACUGAUUCACUCAUUUCCGAUACUAUAUUAUGAAUACUUAAUAAAAUAAUAUGUAAUAUGGUGAUAAAUAAGAAGCGACACGUUCUAACCGUACAGCUUUGUAACUUCCGUUCGGUUAACUGAACCAUUUUUAACGGGACGAAAGCGACAACUUUAUAUCGAGUUUUAACUCUUUAAUUCUAUUAAGUUCUUCUAUAAAUAAGAAAUACGAAGGUAUGCGUGCAGUCGAUGCACCUCGCGAAUGGUGCAACUGCAUACUUACAUCGCGCUUAUGUUAGUUUAUAUAUAUUUAAUCUUUAAUCUGUUAUUUGUAUUUUCUUGCUUAUUGUCCAGUGUCACUUGCGCAUUUGUGUGUUUAUUGUCAUUUGAUGGUUAUUUGUAUCUUAAUAUUAUAUCUAUUAAUUAUAUAAUUGUAUAAGUACCUAUUGGAAUUAGUAUUAGUUGAAUCAUUUAGAUUUGUGUAGUGUACGGGACCGCGAUCGCAUACCACAACAAUUGGUAUAUUAUUACCACAACAAAUAAAAAUUAAAUAUAUUGUAUGGGAGACACCAUCUGAAGGGAUGUGGAUUUGUUUAGAGUUCGGUUCAGAUUCGUGUAAAAGGGUUUUUUAACGUGAAAAAGGGCUGUGUUAAGCUGGGAAACAGGUCGGAUACGGAUAGUACUUAGAAUCAAACUGAGUUAUUUAAGUACACUUGACACUAGCAAAUACUAAAAUGGAAGCGGCUGCAAUAACUUUCUAUUGCAAGUGGUCAACUGCAUUAUUUCUACACAUAAAGCAAUUGUGUAUUUCAGGCUAGAAGUCGGUGUUAUGCAAUAUUUGUACUUUUCCAUGUUGACAAAAUUCAGUACAAUAAAAAAAAUAA